Diachasmimorpha longicaudata is the source of this 1338-nucleotide messenger RNA. RefSeq lists its product as uncharacterized. The record is from RefSeq and is a predicted model, not a curated record. Bases 90 to 1190 code for a protein of 366 amino acids. Lineage: Eukaryota; Metazoa; Arthropoda; Insecta; Hymenoptera; Braconidae. The transcript has 5 exons.
AAAAAAGGGAAAGUCAGUUGAUCCGAGAUUGGGGUGCAUUGAAUUUCUCUUUGGCGAUUUUAAUUGAUAUUUCGCGUUUGCAGAGGGAAAUGUCGGGAUCCAAGUGCGUUAAACCGCCGAGGAAGGCGUACAUCAAGGAACCCAACGAAAUGACUCAUCAGGAGAAAUUGAAACUCAUUGAUGAGGAAUUGAAUUCAUUUUACAAGUAUUGCCAGCAAGCGGGCUUCACCGAGGAAGAGAUGGACGUAAUCUGCCAGCCUCUGGUGGCAGCAAUGCGUCGAUCCUGGCUGCAGUUGGUGCUCCGUGCCACUGUCAUUCUCGUCGUCAUUGGAACCGUCGCCUGUGCUGCAGCCCAGCUUGACUUCGUCGGCAUCCACCUGACCGCUGUUAGCCGAGUCCUUGCAGUCAAGAUCCUGCCCUUCUGGAACUGGCAGCACCUCUACCGCGAGAGCUGCAUGAUGAACAAUCCCUUUUACAAUGAAAUUCCCAUCACCGAGGAGGAUUGCGUCGUAAGAUAUAGAACAUGUGAAGCUGUUGAAACCAUAGACCGUCUCUCUGACGUUCACUAUCGUCAGCUUGUCGACAAUUACCUGAACCGAGACGCCCCAGCCAUUAUCACCGACGCCAUGGACUCCUGGGGCGCCAUGAAUACUGACUAUUUCUGGUUUGAUAAUAUAACUCAUCUUUACCUGAGUAACGAGCGCCUGAUGGAGACGGUCCCCUGCUCAUUGACCUCGAACCUCCGCAUCGGCUCCUCCGACCUCGCUGCGUUCCUCCGUCGGGUCCACUCCCCCGAAGUCGCCAAGUGGUUCGUCCACUGGCAGAACUGCGACAUCAACGCGGUCAAAGUGCUGAGGAAGUACUAUCAGCGGCCUUACUUCCUGUCGAGCACUGUAUCACCGGCGCACUUCAACUGGGUACUCAUGUCCUCGGAUUACAACAGUCCCAGUUACAAGAAAGUGGAGCUUGAUUCGGGUCUUAUUACCCUGGCACAGUUGCGCGGGGCCACGCAGCUGCGACUCACCCCUAUCAAUCCUUGCAAUAGCUCCUGCCCUGAGCUUAUUGCGGAUCUUCAUCGAGGAGAGAUGUUGGUGUUCACUAAUCUCAUGUGGAAUUUGGAAUACGCUCCAAUGAGAGGUCUCGACAACAUUGCGAUUCUGACUGAGACGGUGUGGGAUGAGGAUCCAUAGAGAAAUCCCAAUCUAUUGUCGACAUUUCUGAGCAGACACCGAUGGAAAUUUUUCCACUUAAAAUUCUCCCGGAAAUAACAAUAUAUCACGAAAUAUUGGAAAGCUACUGUAAACUCAUGUGUCUAAUACCGAAAAGGGAAUAAAAAAA